AGUAAAACUCAAAAUAACAAAAAAUUCAAACACUUUACCCCCACACUGAAAAAUCCGGAAAAUGAGGACCAGAGGAGGAAAAUCUGACGGUGGUGAUUAUUCGCGAGUUCGGCCUCCUACACAAUCAAAUAGGAGAGCUGCUGUUGAAAAAAGGAGAAAGAGAAAUGAGGAAAGGCAGGCGCCUCAGGACGAGCAGCCCCAGGAUGAGCAGCCACAGCAAAAUCUUAUGUUUGAUGCAGAACAGGAUGAGCAGCCCCAUGAUGAGCAGCCUCAGCACGAUCAUGAGUUUUAUGAUGAAUAUGACCAGCAGCAGCAACAUUUUGAUGAUGAACAUGGUCAGCAGCACCAGCCUGAUGAACCCAUGUUUCCUGGAGGUCCUUAUGAUCUUUCUGUCCUUACAGAUUAUGAGCAUCAUAUUGCAAUUAAUGUGUGGAAUGGACAGGAAAGACGUGCCUUGAAAGUUGUUUCCAAUGGCAAAAAGCAAGACAAAUUUAUUGAUAUUAGAUAUCAUUUACCUGCUCAAAUAGAUCAUUGGAUUAAUAUAUCUGGAUUACGUCCUCUGAGAAGAUGUAGUUUGCAUAUGAUUGAUGGUAACAUGAUAUCUGCUUUUGCUGAGAGAUGGCACGCAGAGACUAGUUCAUUUCACCUGCCAUUCGGUGAAAUGACUAUUACUCUUGACGACGUCAGGGGUCUUUUGAGCAUCCCGUGUACUGGAGAGUUUUUCACACCUCCCGCAAAUGUCAAUGAAGAUUUGGCAAUUGCUGCUGCUGUUGAGUUGUUGGGGGUUACAUAUGAUGAAGCUGUCACUGAGACUAGGACCAAUAGAGGGGCUUCCUAUAGUUUUGAGUGGUUGAAAGAGGUAUUUUAUAAGAAACUUCAUGAACGAAGAUAUGACUGUGCAGCUAGGGCAUAUCUACUUCAUUUGGUAGGAUGUACCAUUCUUGCGGAUAAAAGUUUUACACUUGUAUCUGCAAAAUAUCUCUUUCUGUUUCAAGAUCUGGAUAGUUGUGGUAAAUGGGCAUGGGGACCGGCUGCACUUGUUGUGCUAUAUGACUAUCUUAGAGACAGUACAUUGCCUGCAACCAAACAGAUUGGAGGAUAUUUGUCUUUAUUUCAGACUUGGAUUUAUGAACAUUUCCCCGAUAUUUGUAAACGGGGUAUGGAUGAGCAUAUUUCCUCGAUGCCACGGAUGUUUCGUUGGACGGCAAAACAAACAUCUGGGAAUGUGGCAUAUUACAGGGCAAAGUUGGAUGCUUUGAGGGAUACGGAUAUUAUCUGGGCACCAGAUUACGAUCAGAACGCUGUGACACGAUUUCAGUCUGUGUCAUUAUUUACAGGAUACAUUCGUUGGUGUUUCACGAUGGUUCCGUAUUUACCUGAGAGGUGCAUACGGCAGUUUGGGUAUACUCAACACAUUCCUCCUACACCACCGAUGCUUGUUGCACGUGAUGUCGACGUUGAAUGGAGUAUGUACCGGAAUUCUGUACGAUCACUUCGAGCUAGAUUGCAUCCAGCUGCAUAUCCACAUGAGUGUGUUGAGGGAUACAUCCAGUGGUAUUAUAGGAUAUCUCAUCCUCGGAUGAUCCCUUAUGUUGCUGCAUAUGCUGGUCCUAGUUAUGAUGCUGAUGCUGGUCCUAGUCAUGAUGCUGGUCCCGAUACUAGUUGUACACGGUGUCACGCAGUUGGUGGUCUUAUACAGCAGAGUUUAGAUUUGCAUAUGGGUGGUCCUGAAGAUGAGAUGCGUGUCUUAUUGGAGAGAGCUUUAUAUAUUUCUAGAGGAGGAGAUUAUCAGUAGUAUCAUAGUUGUAUUAUUCAGACUUAUUUUAUUAUUCGUGGGUUAUUUGUUAUUCAGACUUAUUGUAUUAGCGACUUAUUCAGACUUAUUUAUUAGCGAUUUAUAUA
This is a messenger RNA of Cicer arietinum (chickpea), 1902 nucleotides long. The record is from RefSeq and is a predicted model, not a curated record. Lineage: Eukaryota; Viridiplantae; Streptophyta; Magnoliopsida; Fabales; Fabaceae.